AACAAAAGAUUCCCCCCCUUUUUCCCUCGUUUUCUACUUUCUCUCUCUAACGUCUAAACCCUCACUUUCUCUCUCUUCUCCUUCUUUCCCAAUUUCAAUUCUACCCCCGCCUCCAUGUCCGGCGGCGCUCCAGCCCGUGAUGGUCCCACCCUGUCGUAUCCUCCUCCUUCUACGGGCUCAGCCGCACCUUCAUCGACGGCUCCUUCCGUUGUUCCGCAGAUACGUCGCUACCUGGCCUUCGCCUCGACGAAGCCUCCGUUUGUUCAACCUGAUGAUUAUUACAGGUUUUCCUCCAGUGCAGUAAAUGCUAGUGAAAUCAUCGCCGAUCAAGAAGUUGAAUCAAUUAUUGUGAGAGCUCCACUACUAAAAAGGAAGAAUACAGUGGACACAAAUGAAGUUGAGUCUAGCCAAUGGACAGGCAGUCUAGGAGUUACCAGCAUCUCCAACAGUCCCUUCCAGACACCUGUAUCUGCUAAAGGAAGGGUAAAUUAUAGAUCAAAGAACCCUAAGGACAAUAAAUCUACACCUCAGACACCUGUGUUAAAUGCUGGUUCUCCAUAUCCUCUUACACCCGCGGGCAACUGCCGGUAUGACAGUUCUUUAGGUCUGUUGACAAAAAAGUUUGUUAAUCUGAUAAAGCAUGCUGAAGAUGGUAUCCUUGACCUCAAUAAGGCUGCAGAAACAUUGGAGGUGCAGAAGAGGAGGAUAUAUGAUAUAACAAAUGUCUUGGAAGGCAUUGAUCUUAUUGAAAAGAAGUUCAAAAACAGAAUACGCUGGAAGGGUGAAGGUGCUUCAAGGCCAGGAGAAACAGAUGGUGAUGUCUCUGUAGUACAGAGAGAAAUUGAGAACCUUUCCAUGGAAGAGCGCAGAUUAGAUGAUCAAAUAAGAGAAAUGCAGGAAAGGUUAAGGGAUUUGAGUGAGAAUGAGAACAAUCAGAGGUGGCUAUUUUUGACAGAAGAAGACAUAAAGGGUAUACCUUGUUUUCAGAAUGAAACCCUGAUAGCAAUUAAAGCUCCACAUGGAACAACACUGGAAGUACCUGAUCCUGAUGAGGAUGUUGAUUAUCGACAGAGGAGGUACAGGAUAAUCCUUAGAAGCACAAUGGGUCCCAUUGAUGUUUACUUAGUCAGCCAAUUUGAGGAGAAGUUUGAAGAGAUAAAUGGCGUUAACCCACCUGUGACUGUCCCACUUGCUUCAAGUUCUGGCUCUAAUGAAAACCAAGUUGAGUUGAUCAAUACGGUGGGCAUCCGAAAGGAGAUUGAACCACAGGCACAGCAAAAUCAUCAAAUCGGCUCUGAUAUUAAUACUUCACAGGAGUCUGUCGGGGGAAUGAUGAGAAUUGUUCCAUCAGAUAUCGACAAUGAUGCAGAUUAUUGGCUUCUAUCAGAUGCCGAUGUUAGCAUUACGGAUAUGUGGAAGACAGAUUCAGGUAUUGAAUGGAGCGGAGUCGAUAUGCUUCAUCCAGACUUCGUAAUGGCUGCUGUUGGUACCCCAAGGCCAGAAACUCCUCCUUCUAGAAUGACUGAAGUGCCAUCUUCCGAUUUUAACUCAACUAAAUAGGUAAAAUGAAUUUCCCUAACCAAGCCCUGCACAAAGAAUGGCAGCACCCCAUAUCUUUAUGUUUACAUGGAUGGUAAGUAUAGGGGUUAUUUGCCAUUCACUGCAUGGUUGAGCUAUUUAUCUAUCCCCUAUGGUUUUAGUUAUAAAAAUAAAACGUGCCGGCAUCGGAAUUCUGGUCCAUCGAAUCUGAGUAUAUACGCACAUUAGCAUCCCUUUGUUGAUUUGAGUUUUUCUUAAUCAGUCAUUAGUUUGACAUAUCAAAAUUCGAAAGCAGCCAUACCAAAUGUAAAUGUGUAGAAUUGGUGCAUUGAGAAGAUGAUCAUUCGGUCCAUCUGUUUUUUCUGCAAUAUCGAUCAUUGUGUACGGAGAUUGUGACCAUAGCAUCCAUAAACAAUCAUAUGAUUAUAGAAAUCCAGUGAUUUUUCUACAGCA
Molecule: messenger RNA, 1992 nt
Organism: Hibiscus syriacus
Lineage: Eukaryota; Viridiplantae; Streptophyta; Magnoliopsida; Malvales; Malvaceae
Product: transcription factor E2FA-like
Exons: 14
Coding region: 115-1560 (481 amino acids)
Biological process (GO): regulation of transcription by RNA polymerase II
Cellular component (GO): RNA polymerase II transcription regulator complex
Molecular function (GO): protein dimerization activity; RNA polymerase II cis-regulatory region sequence-specific DNA binding; DNA-binding transcription factor activity, RNA polymerase II-specific
Source: RefSeq, a predicted model, not a curated record